Megalobrama amblycephala (Wuchang bream) is the source of this 983-nucleotide messenger RNA. Its product is annotated as hatching enzyme 1.2-like. The coding region runs from base 30 to 851 and encodes 273 amino acids. The transcript is spliced from 9 exons. Gene Ontology annotation, biological process: proteolysis. The record is from RefSeq and is a predicted model, not a curated record. Lineage: Eukaryota; Metazoa; Chordata; Actinopteri; Cypriniformes; Xenocyprididae. Gene Ontology annotation, molecular function: metalloendopeptidase activity; zinc ion binding.
UGUUUCCAGACUGAAAGGCUGUACCGGUAAUGCGACAUGCCUCGAGUACUAGAGUCCGAGGUAAAAUCUCACGAGCUGACACAAUGUAUGAGCCAGGGGACAACUCGAUCAAGGUGCUGCCCACUGAUCAAGAAAUCCAGUCUGAGAUGCACAACGUUAUAGAUAUUUCCUCAAGAAUUCUGGAGGCAAACAAAGAGAUCAGUGAUGUGCUUCUGGAGGGAGAUAUGGCCUUACCCAAAACAAGGAAUGCCAUGAAAUGCUUGAACGACUACUGCAAAUGGCCAAAAUCCCCAUCUAGAUUGGUUGAAGUGCCAUACACCAUUGCUAAUGACUUCUAUAGCGAUGACAAGGCAGUGAUCGAAAGCGCAAUGAAGAGCAUCUCUGCGAAAACCUGCAUCCGUUUUGUGCCACGAACCAAUCAAGUGGACUACCUCAGCAUUGAGAACCUGCUAGGCUGUUGGUCUACUGUAGGGAGAUCUGGAGGGAAACAGCAGGUGUCUCUGUCUGUAGACGGCUGUGUUUCUCACGGGAUCAUUGAGCAUGAGCUCAUCCAUUCUCUGGGGUUCCACCACGAGCACACCAGGAGCGACAGAGACCAGUACAUCCGGAUCAACUGGGAUAAUAUUCCACAAGCAUCUGCAUACAACUUUCAGAAGAAGGACACAGAUAAUCUGAAUACCGCUUAUGACUACAACUCCAUCAUGCAUUAUGGAAGGACAGCCUUCGCCAUACAAUAUGGUAAGGAAACCAUCACUCCUAUUCCUAACCCUUCGGUGCAGAUCGGACAGAGGCUGGAAAUGUCUAACAUUGACAUUCAGAGGAUCAACAAGCUUUAUGAGUGUGCUCUUUAAAGUAAACACUCAAGAUCAAAUCCCAGUGAAAUACAGACUGUGACUAAAUAAAAGGAUUACGGCACAGUGUAACCGAAGUAAAUCCUUUCCUUCCUCCUUUGUCUGUAACUUGACCACAUAAAUGUAAUGGAC